GCCAAAAAUUAUGUUUUUUUUUGUUUGUUUUAGGAAAUCUGUAUAUAGUGAUGGAGUACUGCGAUGGCGGAGAUUUGCAUCAAAGGAUCAAUGCGAGGAAAAGUAGACUUUUCGAAGAAGAACAAGUACUAGACUGGUUUGUGAUGCUCUCCCUCGCUCUCAAACACUGCCACGACAGAAAGAUACUCCACAGAGAUAUAAAGUCCAGUAACAUCUUCCUAACAAAAGAAGGAACUGUGAAGCUAGGUGACUUCGGCAUAGCAAGGGUGCUCAACAACACCUCAGAAUUGGCUAAGACCCUAAUAGGGACGCCCUACUACCUCUCGCCUGAAAUUUGCGAGAACAAACCAUACAACAACAAAAGUGACGUGUGGGCCAUGGGAUGUGUGUUGUAUGAGCUCUGUACUCUAAAACAUGCGUUUGACGCUGGGAAUGUGAGAGGACUGGCAAUGAAGAUUGUAAGAGGAAGUUACCCGCCAAUUUCAGCCACGAAAUUCUCAGUUCACAUGAAGAAUCUGAUAGCCGCUAUGUUUAAAAAAUCUCCUCGUGACCGGCCAGCUGUGAACACAAUUCUGCGAAUGCCAUUCUUGUCCCAAAGAGUCGAAAAGAGGCUGGCACCUGAAAUAUACGACAAAGAAUUCGCUCAUACAAUACUUCACAAGGAGAAUAUACUAGCUGCUAAGCCUAUAGCAGCUGUAGCAGCGUCUGUUGCUGCUGCUCCGAAGCAAGAGGUAGUGGUUUCGAGGCCCUAUUUGGCCCAAAAGCAAGAAGGAUGGGUGAGACCUCCAUCGGCCUCGAAGAACCCAUCUCGACCAUCGUCCGCAGCCUCAAAUGCCCCUUCAGCUGCUAAAUACGACCCAGCAGCAAUAUAUGGAAAACCGCUGGUGAAAAGAAACGUCAAUAACCUGAGGAAACCAGGGGAGAUCUUGCGACCCAGUGCUCUUCGGAGGGCGGAAGAGGCCCAGAGGAAAUAUAGUAUGGAGGCUGAGAACAAGAAGAAACUGUCAGAUAAACAGAAAGAGAUGAAUGCUAAACAGAGGGAGUCGAAAAUGAAAGAAGCGAGAGAGAACAGCUGGAAAGAGCUGCUGUCUGUGCCUGUGGGAAAAGAAGAUGAAGAAGAAAAGCCCGUGGAUCGAGUGCGCGACUACUACAAGGAGUACUUAGCAGACAUGAGGAAGAGACAAGCGCCUCCAGCUGAUAAAAUUAAUGGAGAUUGGCCGGACGGUGGAGCAAUCAAACGGGUGAUUCACAAGCCAGGUGAUCCAGUUAGUGUCAAAAGAGACAUAGUCACCCCCUCAGAUCAGAAGAGGACAGAACAGCCAAUGGGCGGAGGAGGGGAUGCCAUCAAUCAGAACUUGAUUGCGAGAAUCAUCAAUGAGAACAACGAAGCUGCAGGCGCCAGAGUGUACAACCAUCAGAUAAGCGAGCAAGAAAGACUUCGCAGAGAGUAUCUUCAGAACAGACGAGAGUGCGAGGCGAACAAGGCUAGAGGGAGAGGAGAGAUGGGUAUUUUUGGCCAGGGAGUGAUCCGGAAACCAAAUACUCCGGCUGCCACGCCUCAUGGUCAAUGGGCAGUGCAGCAUCAGAUGCUCGAGCAGAAAAGACAGAAGGCAAUAGUAGAAAAGGAGCAAAGAGACGCACAGGUUGAAAAACAGAGGCAAGAAGAUAUAUACUACUUGGAGAAACUUCGCCAGGUGAGAAUGCAGAACUACCAGCAGAAGAGAAACGUCGGUGGGUUCCAGGGCGAAGCCAGACCAGGGGAUGCUCCGAAUGUUGCAAGAGUUCCAGAUCUAGCUGCCGAUAGGCAGAGGAAAAAAGAGGAGAUGGAAGCACAAGCAGAACAAAGGGCGGCCAAAUUGAGACAGCAACUGCAGCAGAAACGAGAGGAAGCAUAUGCCAAAGAGAAGAAACGACUGGACGAGCUAGCUAAAAUGGACCGUGACCAGCUAGAGGUGCAGAACCUACCCGACAACCCAAGCCCUAUGCGACCGUUACCCUCUCGGCCUUUGCCAGUCAGAGCGAGCAGUGCUAACACUCCGCGCAGUGGACAGAACAGACCAGUUGAGCCGAUCAUAUCCGGACCUGCGCCUUCUCUAACCGCUGCACUGAACGUCGUCUCAGCUCCUCAAACACCUACAACCGGGUCCAGAGCUGACCAGCCACAGCAAAGAGAGAAGGUUGAGAUUUUAAAACGUCUGAAUGAGAAGAUGAUGCCAGAAAAAGAUACGCCUAGCAAUGCUGGUAAAGAAAGUAACAAGUCAAAGUGGAGUGGUGCUCCAAAUGAUUUCACGUUUUCUGAUGUGGCGAUUAAACCAGAGUCUACAAUGCACCAAGGAACUAGAGAUAGCGCCGACAGAAAGGAGUCUCCUGCCGCAAUUAAAAAAUGGUCUACACCUGAUGGAGGCAAAGUGACAUACUCCAAAUUGCCAGUUCUAGAAGACCUGGAAGCAAUCGAAGACUGCCUAGACCUCCCGGAUACCUCCUCAAACAGUCUAGGUCCUAAAAGUCCCGACUCGAAGUCCGGGAAAGAAGCUAAGAGUGCGUGGAGCCCCAAUAACAAAAUGACUUUCUCUAAUCUUCCAGUUCUGGCAGCUACCAGUAUGAUGUCAAAUUCGAAUGACUCAACAUUGGAGUCUGAGCAAGACCCAAAUAAAGAGUCGAAAAACGAAGAAGCUGAAGAUGUUAAUGAGUCGAAAGAUUUUAAAGACGAUGGAGAAAACGGAAGUGGGGAUUCGAAUUUGUCAAGGAAAGAUUCGAGUCGAGCGAAAUGGAGGGCAAGGCAAAUGGGAACUUUCUCGAAGGUGCCGAUCACUCCGAUUGACGAGAAUAGUCGACAAACAGAUCAAGAUGGGGAUGAGAAACCUGAGGAGUUGAUGAGGAAAACGCAUGGGAAAGUGAGUGUGAAAACAGAAAAAAGUCAUUCCGACGAGAACAAUAUGUUUGCAAUUAUUGACAAGAACAAGACACACUCUGUAAAAAAGGAAGGAGCCAGUCAAAGUGGCUCAAACAGUUCGGAUAGCAUGGUGUUGGAAAGUGUGGACGCGUAUGCAGAACCUAACAACGAGGAAAAGCCGGCGGAUUUGAACGAAAUCCCAAUUGACAGAACACUUGGAAUGCCAGACCUGGGUAAAACUGCUGGAACCUCAUUUUUGGUCACAGGGAUGCUUCAAGGACUUUUUGACACUCGAAACCUAAAAUUGAUGAGAACGUGCUCCGAACCUGACGUGAGAUUAACAGGGGACAACGAACACGAAGAAUUCAAGACAGCUAUGGUGAACAGAUUCUCACUCGAGAGUUUUGAGUCCAAAACAAACCCCUCAAGUGUCGCCAGUUCAACAGAGUUUAUCAGUGGGGAAACAUCUCCACGUGAUGAAGUUGGAGGCAUGGAAGAUAAUAAAGGUCACGAUGUUCACGGCAAGGAGUUAUCGGUUAUAAUGGAAGAGAGUAAAAUAGAAACUACCCAAGUAACCUUCGUUGAAUCGAAUAAAACUGAAACUGAAGUCACAACCGAAAAAGAAUCACCAGUUGAAUGUGAAAAUAUCACCAAAGAUGAGAAACAUGGGUCUCCACAAGUUAAAAUAGUCGCAUUAACUGAUGCGAAAGUGGAUUCGAGUCCGGAAAAGGAAGAUGACAAUGAAGAGGAAGAUUAUUGCGAUGCUCUCGGAGAGAGCUCGGACGCUUCCGAAGAUGACGACCUGGUUUCUCUGCAGCACAGCAUGGCUGAAUGGCUGGACAUAUCAAACACAGAAAAGACAGACGAAACAACGACAGAAGAUAAAGAGAACGAAGACGAACCGAUGUCGAAGGAAACAACUCCGACGCAAACUAUGAACGGAGAGUCGCGUAAUGGUACUGAAAGUAAGAAUAGCACCAAGGAAAAGGAGAAAAGUGAACCAUCAAAUGGAAAGAAUGGGAAGAAUGAAGAGGAUGGUGAUGAGAAUAAGGACAAUGGAGACGAGGAGGAUAUCUCGGACGACUUCUCGGCUACUUCGGGAAUUGACGAAGAGUGGAUUUCAGAUGAAGGAUCAAUUGUGGACGAAUCAGAACCAGUGGAAGAUGGCAGUACUUCAAACCCUAAUGACGUCAGUGAGUCUCUCUUCGACGACCUGGAAGAAGAAAGAAUGGAACUCGAAGACCUAAUUGGACCCCCGAUGGCCAAGAUCUACCGCCAAAUUAGAGCAUGUUUUGAUGCCAGUUCAAAAGACGAAGAGAAAAUGAUAGAAAUGGCAGAUGUGUUGCUGAAAGAGGAAUGUAAUUCAGAGGGUUUUGAUUUUACUUCUAUUUGUGCCAGACUUGUAAAUUUGGUAGUUAAAGAUGCAAACCAUAUCAUGGGCAGUGAUUAGUCUGUAAAAAAAAUGUUUUUUUUUUUCAUAAGUGUGUAAAAGAUGUAAAUAUAAACAUACCGUAGUUUAUCUGACUUAUUUAUUGAAAACAUAAACUUUGUCUUAAGAAGAGCUAAUUAUGACGUGCUGUUGUCUUUCGUGCUCUUCAAUCACUCAACUGUAAAUAUUAUUAGUUUAUAAUCAAAUAAAGUUCGUACAAAUUAAUAAA
This is a messenger RNA of Symsagittifera roscoffensis, 4551 nucleotides long. Its product is annotated as serine/threonine-protein kinase Nek1-like. Gene Ontology annotation, molecular function: ATP binding; protein kinase activity. Gene Ontology annotation, biological process: protein phosphorylation. The transcript is spliced from 20 exons. Bases 51 to 4343 code for a protein of 1430 amino acids. Lineage: Eukaryota; Metazoa; Xenacoelomorpha; Acoela; Convolutidae. The record is from RefSeq and is a predicted model, not a curated record.